GACAAACCGGUGAGGCUUUACCCUCACCUCUUCCCGCUCUUUUCGUACGGGCGCUCGGGCUGUGAGGAGUCGUCCAGCCGAAGGCGCCUUCUUCCUGGCCGGCACUGUGCGGCCUGCCCCAAGCAAGAUUGCGGACAAAGAGAAAGCGGGCCGCCGCUCAUGGCCGACCAGGCUCAGGCACAAAAGCGGGCCGAGUCGCUCUCUCGAAGUCUUUUGUGUUGGAAGUGGCACAACGGUGGACGUGAAGUUGAGGGCUUCGAGGAUGAUCCCAUCACGAUCGUCCGAGUCGGUCACAGCGGAAUGCGGCCCUCGCAGGCCAUUGAGAGGCGACUCAGUCGCUGGCUGGGGCGGGUCAUGGCGGAAGAUCAGCAGCGGCUGGAGUUGGAUCAGCGGCGCCGCCGCAGAGCCAGGAGUCAAGAGGCCUACGAACGCUGGCUCCGGCAGAAGGAGGCUGAGGCCCAGCAGGUGGAAAUGCUUCAGGCAGAACAAAGUCGUCUCCUGGCUGCUUCAAAAGAGCGGCAAAG
This is a messenger RNA of Symbiodinium sp. CCMP2456, 524 nucleotides long. The record is from the annotation of a GenBank genome assembly. NCBI's taxonomy places the organism in Eukaryota, Dinophyceae, Suessiales, Symbiodiniaceae.